Molecule: messenger RNA, 1611 nt
Organism: Trichomonas vaginalis G3
Lineage: Eukaryota; Parabasalia; Trichomonadida; Trichomonadidae
Exons: 1
Coding region: 1-1611 (536 amino acids)
Source: RefSeq, a predicted model, not a curated record
AUGGAUUAUUAUUUUUAUCAAGAAUUAGAUGGUAAAAUUCCAUAUCUUUCGUAUUCAGAAAGGCUUGCAUUUAAAAUUAGUAAUCCAGUCAAAUACUACGAGAAAGUUUCAGGUGAUGAUCAUAAAUCGACUUAUAAGAUAGUUCAUAAAGAUUUUACAAAUGAAGAAAAGCAGCUUGUUACUGAAUAUCUCGAGCUAAUGAAGUUCAUCUCGACAGAAGUGAAUUUUAAUUAUAUUCCAUUUCAAUUACUCGAAAAAUUAAAGAACAGAAGCCUCAAAGCAGUUACAAACUACAUGAAAGAUCUAAUUCAAUUUAAUUUUAAAAUACCAACAAGUUCUCCAGAAAUCAGACUUUAUAAACCAUUUAAACGACAGAUUUUCGAGCCAGUUAAGUUUGAAAAUAUUAGUAAUGCUUCUCAGGCACUUCAUGGAAUUAGUGAAGUCAAACAGGUUGAUGGUUUAAUAUAUUUAAUCAAAUUUUCAAAUGAAUCAGAAGAUCCAAUCAUAGUAGAUUUACGUAAUGACAAGGUUAUCGACUUUACCCAUAAGCUUUACACAAAAGAAGGUUCAAUAACAAGCUUCUUUAAAAAUAUCGUUGGAAACAACAAUUGGGUUAUUGUUCCAACAUUUAAUUCAUUAAUCAGAUUUGAUUUAAACAGACCAGGCAAACUUGAUAACGUUUUAACUUAUUAUUCGAAUAAUAUUAGUUUAUUACAAAACUACGACAGCGAAGAGCUCAAAAACGCCAGCCUAAUCGCUUCAGAAUAUACAGAUGGCACUUUUCUCUUCAAAACAGACACAAAACUUAUUUUUUAUACAAAUUCAGAUUUUAGCGAAUACAGUCACUUCGAACACGAAGUUCAUUCACCAAACAAAGCUGCUACAGAGUUUGAGUCAGCAAAGGUUGUCAAAUAUUCUGAUCUAAAUGGUAAUAAUUUAGAAGAUUAUAUAGACAUCAUUUUUGUUUCCAAAUCAGAUAAAGGAGUAUACCAUUGUUCAGUUAAAGGAACAAAUCUGACCGAAACUCAUUAUCUUGUUGAUAAAUCAAAAAGGAAUUUAAUUAAUUUUGAAUUAAUUCCAUGCGAAGGAGAAGCUCUUGUUUUUGCAAACUUAGAAAACAUAUUCAUAAGGACAUUGAAGAAUUUAAACGGUCACCAUGAAUAUUUGAUAAAUCACAGUCCAUUUUUACCAAAAAAGUGCGCUUUAAUGAAUUCCUCGUUUGCUUUUGUUCAACAAGAAGAUGAGGAUUUAUUCGUAGUCUAUACAAUGGACAUUGAUUUGAUGAGAGAGCCAAAAAGAGUUAUGGAACUGCACGAUUGUACAAAAAUUAUUCCGUUCGAUUACAUAAUCCGAAAAGACGAUAAAAGUGAUGUAAACAAGAAAAGUGACAUCCAUAAAAUUUUCUUUGCUGUUGGAUCUAAAGAUAAAAUUGAUUUCUUCAGACCAAAUACAGAUAGAAAUUAUUAUAGCAUUGAAUGUCCAGACAUAAUUGACUUUUUCAUCUCAUCCAGAACAGGAAAUUUGGUGAUAUUCCAAGGUGAUGGAUCACUUAGAGUUUGCAAGAUGAAAAAUGAACUCUUCUAUGAAACAGAAGCUGAAAAUCAAAUUUGA